Messenger RNA from Neurospora hispaniola, 1196 nucleotides. RefSeq names its product serine hydrolase FSH. The transcript has a single exon. The record is from RefSeq and is a predicted model, not a curated record. Gene Ontology annotation, molecular function: hydrolase activity. Gene Ontology annotation, cellular component: nucleus; cytoplasm. NCBI's taxonomy places the organism in Eukaryota, Fungi, Ascomycota, Sordariomycetes, Sordariales, Sordariaceae. Gene Ontology annotation, biological process: secondary metabolic process. Bases 260 to 922 code for a protein of 220 amino acids.
GCCGGAAGUCAGACAUCGGCGGGAUUUGGGCUUGAUAUGCUGAAAAGUCUCCGUAGAAGCUGAAGAACCGACCUUCUUCUCUUCCAGUUGCCUUCCUGGACCACGUUCUCAUUAGUUUCUCAUGACACUUCUAGCUCUCACGACACCAAAUCCAGACAUACCUUGACACACGAUCGAACACCUAGUGAAAUUGGCUCGUGACGGGCAAGUACGCACGAGAUCACUUUGAACAACAGCCCACGAGCUGCGAGUGGUAUCCAUGCGACCGAAAAUCCUUAUGAUCCACGGUGGCGGCACUACGCCGGACAUCUUCCGCAUCCAAGCCCGCAAGCUCGACGCUGCCCUCUCCCAGUUCUUCGACCUCCACUAUGUCUCGGCUCCCAUCGAGUGUCCCGCGGGUCCGGGAGUCCUCCCAUUCUUCGCCGGCAUGGAGCCGUUUCUGAAGUGGAUGCACGACCAACCGCCCGAUCUCGAGGAGCUCGACACGUUCCCAGCUCUUGACGAUAUGCUUCAAGUUUUCCACAGCGAAGGUCCGUUCGAUGGUGUCGUCGCCUUUUCGCAGGGUGCCAAAGCGGCAUUGCAUCUCUUGCGACACCUCGAGCGGGAGAGGGGCGGAGAGAGAGCGGUUGAUUUUGUCAUCACGGUGUGUCCGACUUGUCCGUUUCAAGGGAUCAAGGACCCAAAGGAUCGAAGAAGCCCGUAUGCGAAGGCGUGUUUGGAGCUGGGCAAGGUGCAGACCGAAAGUAUCCAUGUGCUGGCGAGCGGCGAUCCGUACAAAUACGAGAGCGAGUCGAUGAUCGAGUUCUUUGAGCCGUCGGCGAGGAAGGUGUUUAGGAUCGAGGGCGGACAUCACAUGCCGAUGGAUGAUGGGUUCAAUAGGAAGCUGGCGGCGAUGGCGGCGAGGAUCUAUAAUGGGAUAUGAUCGGACGUGGCCUCGGUGGCUAUGCGGGAUUCGUGUCGAGGAGGAUGGUAUCGGGGAGAAUCGUAUAGAGGAGGGCAAGAGGCGUCAGGCUCGCUGGGAGGCGCUUUGUGAAACGGUGAUCGAGAAGGCUUGGGGGUUGGUGCGACUGUGCGGGCGGAGAUCGAGCGUGUCAAUGUGUUGGGUGUUUGUGGCUCCUUUUUCUUCUCCGUCUCUCGUCGCGAAUCAUUUCUCUUGACCCGCGAAUCUACAAUAUCUUCUUUUCCAGGGUCGGCGU